CGGGUAACGGUGUCGCGCAGAAAGGCGGAUCCCUUUUUGCCACUUUGUCUUUCAGAACUUUUGUAGAAGCAGUUUCUACUAAACAGUCCUUGCUGUGCUGUUUUAUCUAAACUUGGUACGUGUUGUAGUGAAACAUUUCUACAUUCAGUCGAGUUCUUUUGACUGCAGGUAUUACCGAAAACAGAGAGUACUUUCUCUCUCUCAGGCUUAGCUCGCUAACUUUGAACGCUGUCGUCAGCUGCCCCGCARCACUCAAAGAAACACACAGAAAGAAGAUGGAAGAUAAAGAACUGAUGUGGGCAUUGAAGACCGGAGAUUUGGACGAAAUUGUAAACAAGCUGGUAACGGCUGAAGAUGUAAAUCGGACCCUGGAAGGUGGGAGGAAGCCACUUCAUUACGCUACAGACUAUGGCCAGACAGAUGUGGUGAAUUAUCUCAUUUCUAAGGGAGCAGAUGUCAACGCUUCAGACAAGCAUGGGCUCACUCCACUGCUCUGCGCCUGUUUCGAGGGUCACUUACCAUGUGUCAAGAUCCUGAUUGAAAAGGGAGCUGACAAAACCGUAAAAGGACCGAACGGCCUCACUGCCUUUGAGGCUGCUGAGACUGAAGCCAUGAAGGCGCUGCUCAAGUGAGACMCCACAGUAUCGGAGGCUGGACAGGUGGAUGAACAGGUGUACAGAUGGAUGCAGUGGUCCCCUGACAGAAGAUGGACCCCCCUCCCCCUCCUCUUUUACCCUCAUCAACCUCUGUCUUAACACUGCUUUUGUCUGUUUGUUGGAUGUUCAUUUGGUCUGUCUGGUGAUUUUCCUUUACCUUUAAUUUUUUUUUCUUUGCUUUUCCCCAAGUUUUUUGGGAAAGUCUUUUCUCUGCCUUUGGCCUCUGUCUGUAAGGAGGACAUUAAGUCUCCCUCGGGGACCAAAUUCUAGAGAAAUCCUGUUGAAUUUGAAUCCUAAAACACUGUUCAGGCUAGAAAUCAGACUACACCAUAAAUGCAGGCUCAUCACUUAAAUGUGCAUCUUAACUUCCGCUGUAAAAAAAAAUAAAACAAAAUGCUCAAUAGUGUGUUAAUAUUUUCCACAAUUUUAUUACAAGUAUUGUAUGGCCAGAGCUUKAUCUUGUGAACUAAUUGCACUGUGCUAUACUAGAUAGAAUAAUAAAGAACGGUUGUAAUGUUUCAUUAUGUAAAAAGAAAAUCCUAUUGUAUUGCUUCUUUAUACUUUAUUAGACCAAACUGUCUCACAUCCCAUCUGGAAACUUUUGAAAUGUUGGGUUAGAGAAUUCAAUAGGUCACUUUUUUUUCUUCUUAGCCCUAUAUCACUCCACAUAUCAAAUUUGUUUGGCAAGUUUGCUUUAUUAAUAAAUUUAAAAUYUAUGUUCUUUGACCAAUCAUCAUGCUGGUUAACAAGGAGAAAAAACUUGAAUGUUGUAGUACUGCUAAAUUCCUUUUGAAAUAAUGCUAACAGCACAUAUUAGAAACUCUAGAAAGGUMAUUUCUUCUUGGAAGUGGGGUUUUUAGAGCAAUGAUUCUUUUUUUGUUGCRGAGUUCCUUUCUGUUUUAUCGACGGGCUCAAGGUUGUGUGAAUCAUGGGUAAACGGGUUGAAGCUUGAUUUUUAGGGAGGRAGGGUGGGUGUUGAUGUUCUCCUUGCCUUGGAUUUGGUUUGAUGCCCUGCCUGUUUUUUUUGCUGCAUGUCAAAACUGUCUCUGCUUUAUGUUAUAAAAUGGUUGCUGUCCUCUCGGUUGCUUUCAAAUGACAUACUAGUAUGUAAUGGACAAAAAAAAAAAAGAUGCUCUCACUGGCUUUGUUGUGACAGAAGUCUGUAAAAAACGAAAUAAAAAACUACAUAUGAAAAAUG
Messenger RNA from Austrofundulus limnaeus, 1854 nucleotides. It is a transcript of the gene mtpn, whose product is annotated as myotrophin. Gene Ontology annotation, molecular function: protein binding. NCBI's taxonomy places the organism in Eukaryota, Metazoa, Chordata, Actinopteri, Cyprinodontiformes, Rivulidae. The coding region runs from base 276 to 632 and encodes 118 amino acids. The transcript has 4 exons. The record is from RefSeq and is a predicted model, not a curated record.